Messenger RNA from Gossypium raimondii (Peruvian cotton), 1671 nucleotides. RefSeq lists its product as uncharacterized. Lineage: Eukaryota; Viridiplantae; Streptophyta; Magnoliopsida; Malvales; Malvaceae. The transcript has a single exon. The record is from RefSeq and is a predicted model, not a curated record. Bases 133 to 1416 code for a protein of 427 amino acids.
AUAGUUGAACCUGGAUUACUAUAUAAGCACAUUUGUGGUAGCCAUUUGUGUAUGUCUCCAUUCUUUCAUCAUUUCUAGUUCUUAUAGUUUUUCAGGCUUUGACCUUAAAAUCUUUUCGAAACUCUCCCAAUUAUGUCGAACCAACCAACUCGUCCAUGGUUCCGUUUAGCAUCCAUUUCAAGGCCAGCACCUCAAGCACCUACUCCAACACCUGAACCCGCGGCCGCUUCAGCCCCGCAACGAUCUGCCACUAUUCGACCUGCAUUCAGACCUGUGGGUGGUGCUUCUUCUGUUCCAACAUCACCUGUUUCUGUUGGUAGAACAUCUCAGCCGUCUUCCCCUUCUGAUAGAAAAGAAGCUAGUCCCAAAACUGCUUCAGUGCCUAAUUCCCCGGUGAAAACCUCGCCAACUGCAGCGAGGCCAACAACUUCUCCACCGAAACAAACCACACCUGCGUCAUUGCCUUCUUCUUCAGCCAAGCCAGUGGCAACUACUGCCGCCUCUGUUCCAUCUUCCCCAGCCAAGUCCGUGGCAACUACGGCCUCUGUUCCAACUUCUCCAGCCAGGACAGUUGCAGCUGCUGUCUCUGCACCAACUUCUUCUCCAGCCAAGACAGCCCCAACUACAACAUCGGUGACAAAUUCCACAACCCCAAAACCUGCCCCCUCUACGACGACUACGAAUCGUGUGGCCAGCCCCAAAGCGUCAACAAUUCCAACAGUCAAACCUGCCAUGCAGUCUCCAGUUCAAUCGACAAAGAUCAAAGCGCCAACUGCUCCACCACCUUCACCUUUGACUCUCCCACCUCCCCAGUUGAGAGGUCAAGCUGAGCUUGAACCCAAGAUCCCUGUUGAGGCAGAGCAAAAGACUGUGCUCGUUCAAAAGAUGAUUGAAAAGCCCAGGGGGCUUUUUGGUGCCCCUCAAAAGGAUGUUGGUGACACUCGCGACCCCAGCAUUCAUGGAAAGAAAGAACCGUCCAAGUAUGGUGACACGAAGGAGAAGGGUAAUGGGAAGAAGUUCCCUUCGGAUUCAGAGGAUGCCGGUAUGAGGGUCAUAACAAUUGCUGGUGAGAACAAAGGUGCUUUCAUGGAGUUGAUCAAAUCACCCCAUAAAAAUGGUUUUCAGGGCAGUCCUCAUCGGUUGGCGAAUUCUUCUAGGAUUGGAAGCGACGGCACUGACUACCAUAGCUACAGCAGCAGCGAGGAUGGGGAUGGGAAGAUGAAGGCCAAGAGCAACGGAUCAAACACAAUGCCUAUGAGUGCAUUUAUGAACAGCAAUGUGCAAGGCGUUAAUAACUCAAUUGUCUACAAUUCUUCAUGCACUCACCAUGACCCUGGUGUUCACCUUUCCCUCCACCGAAAACCAACCGCUGGCGGAUUCCAUGUCAAGGAGCGCACCAAUGGCUACAACAGCUAAAGAAAGAAAGAAAAAGAGCAAGACAUCAAGUGGGAUUUAAUUACCUUGGUUUAUUUUAAUUAAUUUAGGCUACAGUACUUGUGUUUUUGAGAAUAAACAAUAAUAUCUGUAAUCUGAGUGAUGGCUAAAGGGCACAUGGAUUCGGAUUCUUCAUUACCAUUCGUGGUGCCUGAUUGAAGAAGCUCCAUGUCCAGGCCUUUUUAAUAUUGAAAAGUAAGCUAAAUUCCGAGUGUAAUAAAAGUGGAGCAUUUAAAA